Messenger RNA from Nasonia vitripennis (jewel wasp), 8207 nucleotides. It is a transcript of the gene Ecr, whose product is annotated as ecdysone receptor. Bases 2369 to 4120 code for a protein of 583 amino acids. Gene Ontology annotation, biological process: positive regulation of transcription by RNA polymerase II; cell differentiation; ecdysone receptor signaling pathway. Gene Ontology annotation, cellular component: nucleus. Lineage: Eukaryota; Metazoa; Arthropoda; Insecta; Hymenoptera; Pteromalidae. Gene Ontology annotation, molecular function: zinc ion binding; RNA polymerase II cis-regulatory region sequence-specific DNA binding; ecdysone binding. The transcript is spliced from 7 exons. The record is from RefSeq and is a predicted model, not a curated record.
AUAACACUGCCCCGUUGGUGCGACAAGGACGCCGCUAGAGAGUGAGAAAGAGAGAUAGAAGCGCUGGAGCAGCGCCGCCGCGCGGCUGCCGAGGGAAACAGCGGCCGGUGCAGAGCUCGGCACCACAGUCGUGCGUUUGCACUCAAUGCGGAUAGCGGAGAGCGAGGUUGUCCGUGUGUCAAAAACGAAAAACGAAACGAAGCAGCGCAGAAGAGUACCGAGUACUGUACAGAGGAGAAGAGAGAAAGAGGAGGCGCAGCAUACGUCGUUUCUCUCGAGCCUCCGUAGACACAUAAACAGGAGAGCAGCAGCAGAGGACCCGAUCAUACACAGUGAGAAAAACACACGUCCGCGAGCGUGUGCGCGUGUGCAUGUGUGUGUAUGUGCGUGCGUACACGCGCGAGUGAUACAUUGUCGUACAUUGAUAUUUUUCCCGCAACGCUUCGUCUCCCGCGAGUGCAUACAGUGUGUCUGUGCGCGGAGCGAAAGAGCGAGAGAGAGAGAGAGAGAGAGAGAGCCGUCAUCCCUCGAUCGACCGUAGCGGCGGCGAGCCACCCCCAGCAGUGUGUGCAGCGUUGAUUCUUCUUCCUCCUCCUCCGUCUCCGACAGUGCGGAGGAAAGUUUCGAGGCUCCGCACGAGAGCAGCGCUGACACCUCGCACAUACGCGCGCUAAAAAGCCGUGUAUUGAGAGUGAGAGAGAAGGAACGUGCCGCACGGUAAACAAACCGCGCCGUCGCAUACGUAUACGUAUACAGCCCCGCAGUCGUCGCGACAGCGAGCGAGAGAGAGAGAGAGAGAGAGAGAGAGAGGCAGUGUUGUAGAGCUAGCGUAAAAAGGCCGCGCUGCACGCAGUCGCAGUCGUCGCCAUCGAGCUGCUCGCCGGAUUUUUGAGCUCUCGUCGCAAAACACUGCGCCUAGGCUACGACGAGAGCGAGUCGUCUGCUUCUCGGCGGGACGAGCGAGUUCGAGGAAGAGGAGAGUGUUCUGUGCACGUGUCGACGUCGACGUCGUCUCCCCGGCUCGGUGUGCAGUGAGUGUUUGUCACGGGAUUGUUUUCUGUGCAUCGCGCUGUAAUAGAGGACUCGAGAGAGAGAGAGAGAGAGACAGAGAGCUGCAGCGCCCGCUCGACAGACAGACAACUGCUGCUGGGCUUCAUCACGCGGCGGCCGAACGCAUUUUAUGGUGUAUGUCGAGUACCGAGUAAAAGCGGACGCUCGAGCUCAGUGCGAUGUGGCUAAGCGGGGAGACCAGAUCAGGUGAUAAGCGCUUCUGACCACUCGUGCACGGACCCUAAUGCAAAGGGCCUCGCGAACAUCACGUCGAAGACAGAAGAGAGGAAGAGAGAGAGAGAGAGAGAGAGAGAGAGAGAGAGAGAGAGAGAGAGAGAGAGAGAGACGGAGGAAAGUGCGGAAGGCAUCGAGCUCAAAGGAUACGAGUACACAAAGCUAUAUCUAUGUAGAGCGUAAAUAGAGACAGGCAUACAGGGCACACACGUACACACUUCUACCUUGGAAAAAAUACCUCGAUAACCUACAAGUACCUUCAAAUAACUUACCUUCUAUCGCAGCGCAAUAGUGCCUACGCCCCCCGCUCCCGCAUAAUACCGUAUCGUGUACAACCCGCAAGUGAAGUCGGUGAGCAAGUGGAUGUACAAGGCGCGAAUAACCCAGCAACACACAGUUCAAAACUCGAAAGCCAGCGUUGUUAUACGAGCGAUCCUAGCGCGCAGCAGCGUUGAAACCGUAACCAGGAGAGAGUGUACCUGCAACAGAGAGAAGAGGCAAGAAUAUAUUUAUGAUAUUUAAGUCGUAAUAGCAUAGUUCGUUCAUCGGCUUUGCGGGAUAUACAGAAGAAGUGAAAGCUGCGCUAUUGAGUGUGUAUCGGCGAAUGCCAGUAGCAGCGCGUCGGCCUGGUCUGCAGCGAUAUCCACGACGACGUCAGCAGAAGACCACUACUACUUCUAUUCUGAAGCUGCUGCGGUCGACUUGGAGCCAGUGCCAUCAGCGUUGAAGCCAGUCGGCUAAGAAGAUAGAUCGACGAUCCGCGAGUGCGCGAGUGCGACUUGACUGAGAUACCGAAAAAUAAUCCAGAGGCGCUGGGUCGUCUCGGGUGUGUGUGCGGCGCAGUCGAGUCCCGCGCGUCACGGUGGCCAGCUUAGUGAGCGGCAACGUCGCGGUGCGUUACGAUGAGGCGUCGGCCGUCGUGGGGGCGGGAGCGCUCGUGCUGGCCCCCGCAUCCCGGCUAGUCGUGGCCCCCAACAGUGCCAACGUGCCGGCGGCGCACCCCCAGCACCCCCAGCACCACCAGCUCCAGCAGCAGCAGCAGCAGCAGCACCUACUUCAGCAGCAUCAGCAACAAGUGCUCGUCAUGGACACCAGUCAGCAGCAGCAGCAGCAGGACCCAGCGCUGGGCCUGGUCAAGGCCGAGGCACCGGAGCAGUCGCCGGCCUCGUCCGUCGGCUCGUCGUCGGGCAACGGUAACAGGCCCCCGCCGGCGGGCAACGGCAGCGGACUAUUCGCCGGCAUCGCCAGCAGCAACAAGCGCCCGAGGACCGACGACUGGCUGGCUCCGGAGUCGCCUCAGGGACCGCUGCAACCUCAGCAGCAGCAGCAGCAGCAGCAGCAGCAGCAACAACACAUCUACCUGUCGCCCCAGCAGCAGCAGCAGCAGCAGCAGCAGCAGCAGUCGAUGCACCAGCAGCCGCCCAUGGCCCACUCGACGCCCAUAACGCAGCAGCAGCAGCAGCAGCAGCAACAGCAAAGUGUCAUCGGCUCGCAGCCGCCAAGCAAUAACGGCUACGCCAGCCCCAUGAGCUCCGGCAGCUACGACCCGUACAGUCCCAACGGCAAAAUUGGAAGGGACGACCUGUCGCCGCCGAGCUCGCUGAACGGCUACAGCGCGGACAGCUGCGACGCGAAGAAGAAGAAGGGCCCGACGCCGCGGCAGCAGGAGGAGCUCUGCCUGGUCUGCGGCGAUCGGGCCUCCGGCUACCACUACAACGCCCUCACGUGCGAGGGCUGCAAGGGCUUCUUCAGGCGCAGCAUCACCAAGAACGCCGUCUACCAGUGCAAGUACGGCAACAACUGCGAGAUCGACAUGUACAUGAGGCGCAAGUGCCAGGAGUGCAGGCUCAAAAAGUGCCUCCACGUCGGCAUGCGGCCCGAGUGCGUCGUCCCGGAGUUCCAGUGCGCCGUCAAGCGCAAGGAGAAGAAGGCCCAGAAGGUGAGAAUAUCUCCGUGUGAGAAGGACAAACCGAACAGCACGACGAUGAACGGUGGUUCGCCAGGGGGCAUCGGCCCGGCCGAGCAGAUGGGAGUGAAGAUGGAGCCGGCCGAGGUCGACUACUCGAUGUCCGGCAACAGCGGCACCGUCGCCUCCAUAGGCUCGCUCAACGGCCUCAACUACGUCAGUCCCGAGCAGGAGGAGCUCAUCAACAGGCUCGUCUACUUCCAGGACGAGUACGAGCAGCCCAACGAGGAGGACGUCCGGAGGAUCACGAAUCAAUCGACGGAGAACGAGGACCCGAGCGACGUGAGGUUCAGGCACAUCACCGAGAUCACGAUACUGACGGUGCAGCUGAUCGUCGAGUUCGCCAAGAGGCUACCGGGCUUCGACGAGCUCCGGCACGAGGACAAGAUCGUCCUGCUGAAGGCCUGCUCGAGCGAGGUCAUGAUCCUGAGGAUGGCGCGCAAGUACGACUACCAGACGGACAGCAUAAUCUUCGCCAACAACCAGCCGUACUCGCGCGACAGCUACACCCUCGCCGGCAUCGGCAACAUCAUCGACGACCUGCUGCACUUCGGCCGGCUCAUGUACUCGAUGAAGGUCAACAACGCCGAGUACGCCCUGCUCACCGCCAUCGUCAUGUUUUCAGAGAGGCCCAACGUGUCCGAGGGCUGGAAGGUCGAGAAGAUCCAGGAGAUCUACUUGGACGCCCUGAAGGCCUACGUGGAGAGCAGGCGGAAGCCCAAGGCGAGCGCCAUGUUCGCCAAGCUCCUCUCCGUUCUCACCGAGCUGCGCACCCUCGGCAACCAGAACAGCGAGACCUGCUCGAACCUCAAGCUCAAGAAGAAGAAGCUGCCGCCGUUGCUCGCCGAGAUCUGGGACGUGGCCUCCUAGUCGCCCGGCGCUCGACAAAGACAACAAGCACCACGACGACAACAAUUGCGGGAAAAAGCCAGCAGCGAGCCACCGGCCAGCGUCGUCGAUCAGCAGCAGCAGCAGCGAGUUCGCGUCGUCGCCGUGCUCGCCGAGCGUGACUUUUUUACUAGUGCACCACUAUGCCACUGCCUCUCGAUCGUCCUCGUCAAUAUAGAUACCGAUCGCCCAGCGAAACUCGUGCGCUUGACUCUGUCAUUGACGAUGACAACCGACGAACAACAACACUAACUGCUUACUACCACUACUACUACUACCACUGUUCUUAAUUAAUACAUACUGUUACUGCAUUGUACUAAUGUACUCUUCUGAUUAUUCGUCAUCUUUAUCUUCUUCUUCUUCUUCUUCUUCUUCUUCUUCUUCUUCUUUGUCUAUGUAUCCUUCUCUGCUGCGAUGACACGAUGUGUGUACCGUCUGCGCCGAUUUGUGACCGUUGUUAUCGGUUUUCCCCUUGUUUCGUACACGGCCCUACUGUUCUUAUUCGUGAAAAGGAAAAACCUAAAUAGAUGCAGCUUCGUUCGUUUGACGACCGAUUUCCCCGCCCUAUCGAUACACUUGACGCUCACGAAACACGAGGGAGAAUCUAUUGUUAAGAGAGAAAGAGAGAGAGAAGGAGAUAGAAAACGCAUAAGAAGGGAAAAAAUAUAAGCUUAGAUAAGCGAAAGGACGUAAAAGGCAGUGGCGAAGGCACCCAGGCUGUGAUACGUAGAGACAGUACAGAGACUAUAUAAAGAACUACCUACACUUAUAUAUUAUGAAAACAAAUUAUAUAUAUAAAAAUAUAUAUAUAUAUAUAUGAAUCUAUAUUAUACAUAUAUAAAAGAAGUUUAUCCUGACGGAUAGCCCUGAUAUCGAUACAUAAAUGUAAUGUAUAGGUGUAAGGCAUACGUAGUGCGGAUGUGCGUCUACUGUGUGAGUGUGACUGACCGUAGUGUGAGUAAGAAUGCUAUAUACAAGACGUACGUGCGAAUGGGAGCGAAGAAGCGUGUCAGCGGCGCGUGCGAGGUUUCAAGAGACUACACGAGCACUUGGCACUGUUGAGCAGCUGCCUUGAGAAGCGUAAGUCACGAAAAAUAUGAGCGCGAUAUAAUUCGAUAUAAUGCAUAAUGAAUACGAUAGAGUCUAUAUCACACACAUAGCAUAAUAAUGUGUUGCUAGCAUGUAUGUACGGUGUUUAUAUGAGCGAGCGAGAGAAAGCGCGCACACGAGAGUUUGAGAACUGCUUUUGUGAGAAUGGCAAUCGAGCGUGUUUUUCCGAGAAGCUAUAUAACACAAAAAUCGUCGCGGAACAAAUAAUGAAGUUUGCUAACGAACGUUCUAGAGAGAGGGAUGCAUCUGCUGAUCUGCGGGAAGUUUAUAGAGCGAAACAGAGGGAGAAUAACGUAGGUUGUAGUCAGUCAGCUUAGGAUAGGUGACCGAGUUCAAGUGCAAAGCCCUGUGCCUUCAGCAGCGGACAUCGGCUCACCAACAAAACGAAAAAAAAUAUGAAAUUUAACCGUCCGUUUUAAUUUUGUAAUAAAAUCAACAAAAGCGUAUAAUAAUGUAAAAAUCUGAGAUGAAGUUCAUAAGAUAAGGUUUAUUAUUAGGGAGGCGAGGAAGGCGGCGAAAAGGAGGACGAAGGUAGCAAGGUAGACAAAAAAUUAAAAACAAACCAGUAGAUGAGCAAACUAGAGCAAGCAAGUGUGACGUGUAAUUGAAGAAUGGCGAACGAGCGUAAAAAGCUAUGUGCAAGAACGGAUAUAGAGGGAAUGCACGCAAUUUUCAAUGCAAUCCGUAACGAAUGAAGCGGCGAGAAACUGAGUGCGUGUGAGUGCGUGUGCUUUCGAAGAUCGUAUUAAAUACUAAGUAAGGAUGCGAAAGGACAAAUUUGAAUCGACGCAGUAUGCUAGCGUAUUUUACAAAAUAAAAAAAGAUUUAAAAGAACGGAACAUCGUAAAAUCUACACGAGACGACAACGAUAGAGCAGUUUUAAUCGACGGUGUCGUGAAUUCGGUGCGGUUUUGAGCCCGGGAGUUUUCGGGCGCGAAAGGGAAUCGCGACGAAGCGAAGAUCGUAUAUAAGACAAAUGAUAUGAACACACACACAUAUACUUCUUUGAAACGCUGACAUUUACACACACACACACACACACACACCACUCACAUACAAACACCGAAACGCGCUUAUGAAGCACACGAAUAAAUUUUGAGGGGAAAAAAAUUGUAAUUUGAAGGUGCGCGCAAACUAUGUAAGAUUUUCGAUGUUGUACUUCUGUAAUUCUAUGCUGUUAAAACUGAUCUUACGGUUAUAUUCCAUAGUAUAUACGAUUUCUUACAGUUUCAAAUCGCGUACAUACGGCCGUAUUAUACACAGACUACGCGCUUGUGUAAUUUUUCGUGUUCCACGUGCAACUUUGAAAGGCAAGGAGUUAUGAAUUUCAGAGUCAAUAUUUCGGUUUUUAGUCGUCUUUUUGACGUACGUAAGAUAAAAGUAAUUGUUUUUCUUUUUUUUUCUUUUUAAACUCGAGGGACUAGAGGCGCAAUAUUUCGAACGAAAGAAAUCGUAUAUUUAAAAUAAGACUGCGUGAGCGUGUAUUUGACUGCAAAAAAUAUAAGCGCUUGGAUUCUCAAUUGUGGUGAGGGCCUUCGAGCGAGGCGUAUCCCACUGGACGCCGGUGUUGAAAAUUCGAUGCAUAUAUUGUCCUUAUGUAGUGCAAGAAAAUUUUAAAAUUAAGUCCGCGAAAGGGACACUUCGUAUAGAUAAAGUAACACACAAAUUAGAAAAUUAUUAUGAAAGCAUACACCUUUUCACACAUACAAACACGAACAGACACCGAAAAUUUACGCGGGAAAAAUCUCGUCGUGCGAGAAUCAUGGAAACCAAACUAUCGACACAGAGAUACAAAAGACAAAAGACAACACCGUUUCUUAUAAACGUUAUAUAUUUACGUGUUAUGUUGUAAUAUAACAUAUAAGUGCGGCAUGUCAUUUUACAUAGGAUUUUUGCUACCGUCGCCGUUCGGCGGUCGGGAUUCUCUCGAGCGAUCAUGUUCGAUACAAACUUACAAAAAAGAUAUAUAUAUAAAUAAAUGAUAUAUUUAAAUAGUGAAACGCAAGCAUAAAACAAUAGACGAGAAGACGUACUUUACCAGGCGAAAAGCGACGCAAGCUGACCGAGAGCUAUUAGAGACGCGACAAGAAAGUAAAAAAAAGUCGUAGACAACAGAAAACAAAUAGCUAUUACAAAGUUUAGACAUAGUCAACCUCCGAACGACGGGGUAGCGGUUGACGUCCGUCGCUCCUCGGCUUUUUGACAAAGUUACGUUUAACAAAGAACGAGAAAUUGAAAAGUAUGUAGAAAAAAAAGUAAACUAAACUACGUAACGCCACAAGGCAGACACUGCCACGCCGCGGAGUGAACGCGCGAGAUAAACAAACAAAAAUAGAUAAAAAUAUAUCGCGAACGUCAUUGUUCAAACGAGAGAGAAAGAGAGAAUGAAGCUUUCCUUAACUUGUAGCGCGAAUCUUCCGCGAUAUACACGCAUGAGAAGGGAAGGGAAAAAUCACUUUGGAUGUACGAGCAGAAAGAAAUGUCGCCGGAGGAGCGUAUAAAUUCAUACUUUCGAAGAUAAACGCCCCAUGUAUAAGCGAACGGUUCGAAAUGCGUUGAAGACGGCAAACAUGUAUUGCAAAAGCCAAGAAACAUUACCGAACGCAUUAUUAGAGAGAGAGACAUACACACACACACACAUGAUAGAAAAACGAAGUUACAUCGCCACCUGACAUGCUUGAUUUUAACAUUGCGUUCGUAUCGUCCAGCGAAGUGCCGAAGAACGUAACGCGCUCGCACGAGGCUCGCACUGCACGCCUGAGAUGACUUAUUAUUAUAAUAUUAUUAUUACUACUAGUUAUUAUUAUAAUUAUUUUUAUUAUUAUAAUUAUUAUUAAUAUUAUUAUUAUUAUAGUAAUUUUAUUAUUAUUAUUGUAAAUGAUAUAAUUCUUUUUUAAAAAACGAAUUUGCCCGUUAUCAAUUGUACAUUAUCGAUAAUAUAUUUUCUAUUAUUCUUUAA